Molecule: messenger RNA, 561 nt
Organism: Diaporthe amygdali
Lineage: Eukaryota; Fungi; Ascomycota; Sordariomycetes; Diaporthales; Diaporthaceae
Exons: 2
Coding region: 1-561 (186 amino acids)
Source: RefSeq, a predicted model, not a curated record
AUGUUGGCAUCAGUAAGAUUCAUCGUCGCCUCGGCCACGGCCGCCAUUGCAUGCGUUAUUCCCGAGGAGCCACUCUCCAACAAUAUCCCUCAAGGCUUUGCAAUUCAAUUGCAGAAUGCAUCUUUCCCCGACAUCCACAAUCACUUCCUCAACAUUUGGGACUGGGGGCAGGGAGAUCAGCACCUUUUUGUGAGCCCCGCUGGCAACUCAACAAGUGAGCUGACGCUCGUCGACGGUGUCAUCACUCUGCCUUGGGACCCUCCGCGCCGCGCAUGCAUCAAUGGAGAAUAUGAGGUCAAAGAUAACACCACCAAGAUCUUCAUGACUGAUCGCACCGAUCCUCGCGCCAUCUUCAACGUCGUCUACGGCUGCAACCCGGACACAGAUGCUUUGCAAACUGAGCUGCACAUUGCUUCUCGAGGUGAUUUGGCCUACGGUGGCACAGUUGGCGUGCGGCCAUUCAAUUUUAUGUAUGACUUCCGUUGGACCCCGGAAGGAACCACAGCUUACGACCCCGAUCGCCCAUUCACAAAGGUCACUCUCGUGGUGGUACAUCCUUGA